Molecule: messenger RNA, 2085 nt
Organism: Pristis pectinata (smalltooth sawfish)
Lineage: Eukaryota; Metazoa; Chordata; Chondrichthyes; Rhinopristiformes; Pristidae
Exons: 5
Coding region: 63-1490 (475 amino acids)
Source: RefSeq, a predicted model, not a curated record
GGAGCGACGGUUGGGCUGCGGCACAGAGCGCGUGCCGGCGGGGGGAUGAGCGAUUGAGGGCGAUGCGGAAGCAGCGUAGCGCUGCCGCUGGCAGCUUGCAGCAGAGUCAGCCGGAGUUUGAGAGCGCCUUCCAAGAGUUGUAUAAGUCUCUGCUUAGCAGCCAAGAGAAAGUAGCUGCAAAUGGCACAUUGAAGGAGAAAUAUUGUGCUUGCAUCACUACACACAAAGAUUCUGACAACUUUGUAGCAUUGCAGAAAUUCCCCCCAAAAAACACAAGAUUUCUUUCUAAAGACAUCCAUAAAACAGAGUGUUCCAUUCAGUCUGAGCAUGUGAUGCCAAAGGACAGCAGCAGUAAUGUGGCCACUGCUGGAAUCUACAGUACCACAGCUGAAACUGCAAAACUUUCUGCUAAAACUCACGAUGUAAACUUUGACACAUUUCUAGUUAAAGCAGAGUCAAACACGGAGACAGGUUUCUCUGCUGUCAGACAAAUUCUCCCCACAAGCUCAAGCCCCACCUUUGGUGAUGAAGGCAAAACUUCUGAAGCCUUGCAUGAUGAUGAUGGAUCCAUCUCCAUUAACUCUGGAGAAGAUUACAGAGAAACAGUUACCUGUGAAGCAUGCUCGAAGAUGUUUUGGAAAAUGGUAAAUAAAAAGCGAACCAGGAAAAAGCAACAUGAAUCGGGCAAGAAACAGCCUUAUGAUCCUACUUCUUUAUCCUGUGACCAAUGGGUCUUGAAAAAGCCUUUGUUGCCAAGAGGUAAUAUGCAUAAAUACAGAAGAGAGAUUGAGUCACCAGUAAAAUACCUGAAAUCACUGCGAGGGUCUGCCCAGGCUAAAGAAACAAUGAAAUGGAUUCCCCAGUGUUCCAGGCCUCAUGUGUUUCUACACAGGAAUCUACGGUCUUGUAAGAGAAAGGUUGAUGAAUUUCUUCAUGCAAGUAGAAAGAAAUGGCCUCAAAAGAAGGUGAGAAAGAGAUCCAGGAAGAAAAAUCUCUUUGUCUACAUGCUUCCUGAAGCUUCUCCCUCUGCCAGUGUACUCUCAGAUAAUGAAGACUCUGAAUUUGAAUUGGAGGUCAGGUCUGUGAAAAGGAAGCUAGCCUCAGCUGUCCUGAACAGAGAAGCCAGGCUCAAGAAAGAUGGCUGUGGUUUUUCAGACGAUUCAAACACCAUUGAAAGUGGGUUUUGCAGUUCUGACAGUAAGUCCAUGCAGUACGAGAAUAGCACCUGUUCCAGGCAAGAUAAGCUUGCACUUGAUUUAUUUGGACCUGAAACAAGUGCCUUUUCAACUUCAACUUUGUUCUGCACUGAAAACAAUUUACACUCCCAAUAUAAGGAUCCAAGAUCAUGGGAGGAAACACCAAACAAGAAUUCCAUAGUUCCUCUUUCCAGUUCUUUUGGUUGGUUAAAACCUGGAGGGUUUACAUCUAUGAUUGCUAAGUUAAAGGCUGGACAUCAAACCUUACAGGGCAGUGUGGUUAAAGAGACAUAAUCUACUCAUUCCUUUUGAAACUUGCCUUAAAGGAUUCACAAUGCUGUUCACAUUUAUAGCUAUUAAGUUUUCUUUUUGUAGCAUUGUCAGUUUUAAUUUUCUUGCAGAAUUUGAUCUGUUGCAUUUAAACAGCAGUGAUUAAUUUGUAGUUUAUUUAAAAUAAAUGGUAAAGACUGGGCAUUCCAACUGCAGUUUCUUAAUUAAAUAAGCACCCAGCAUUUACCAACUCACCAGCUUGCACACUGCAGUUAUCACCUGCAGAUGAUGUUCACAGAUAUUGGAAACUACUUCAUCUUUGUGAUUCUUUUGAAAGCCCAUUGUGUUCUGAAUGAAAAUGGGAGAAAUGCAGUACAGAAGAACUUCCUCAAGAAUAGAUCCUUUUUUUGUUGCAUGGUUAAAACUUGUACAGCUGUAGUCACCAGGUUAGAUGCUAUAACUUUGAGCUGUAGCAGAUGGUGUUUAAGAAUGAUUAAACUUUAUUUUAUUCCAACAUACAAGUUGUCUUGCAAUGAGAAGAAUGGUUCCAAAAUACCUAUUUUGGUAAGUGGUUAUAGUAAAUUAUACACCAUGUUGGUACUAUAAAGGGAACUUAGUU